This is a messenger RNA of Magallana angulata, 7705 nucleotides long. RefSeq names its product serine/threonine-protein kinase TBK1-like. Gene Ontology annotation, cellular component: cytoplasm. Bases 4036 to 6246 code for a protein of 736 amino acids. NCBI's taxonomy places the organism in Eukaryota, Metazoa, Mollusca, Bivalvia, Ostreida, Ostreidae. The transcript has 17 exons. Gene Ontology annotation, biological process: peptidyl-serine phosphorylation. The record is from RefSeq and is a predicted model, not a curated record. Gene Ontology annotation, molecular function: ATP binding; protein serine/threonine kinase activity.
GAAAAAAAGUGACCAACAAUUACAAGUUUUUGUCCUGCAAUUUUAUUUCUUUCAUUAAACCUGGUUUAAAAAAGUGAACACUGAAAUGCAGAAUUAAGAGGAGUAACAGACAUUGCAGAAAAAUUACACAUUACAUAAAUUAUAUGUACUUAAAACAAUAUAAAACACCUUUUUCCUUAGACAUAUUCUGUACUCUGACCAAGGUCCAUCACUUUUUGGAAUAGGUGUUCUGAGAACUUCAGAAUUGCUGAUAUUGAGUUUUCUAUCAUAAAUAGAAAUUAGAAAUGAAUCUAUAUAGGUAAAAAGAGGGAACAUAAUUAUAUGUUAAAUUGAAAUCUUUGGAAUUUUUAAACAUCUUUGCAGAAAUAUAAAUAUAUAUUUAUUUAAAUUAUAAUAGGUGGAUAAAAGUGACAAAAAUGAUAGAAGUUAAACCUUGGACAGAGUGCAGUGAUUCAUUCUCUAAGCAUCGUUUUAUUUCUGAAUUUAUUUUAUUACUCAUUCAAUGUAUACCCACUGGUGAUCAUGUUUUGAUAAGUCAAAGAUCACCCUUGGGUAUUUGGUAUCUAUAUUAAGCUAAUGACAGACAUGACAUGCCAUUAAUUUUGGGCAGGAUUGUAGAUCCAAUCUAGACAUGCUAGAAGCAUGAGUAUGCAUGUUUUGUUAACAAUGAUAUGCAUAUGCAAAUACAUGUUCAAUAUAAAUUCACCAAAAUACCAAACAUGCAUUAUAUAAACAUUUUAAACAAUAUAGAUUACACAAUCAUGAUAGUUACAGCAUUCAUAACAAACUUAAAAACACCCUUGACAACACUUAAACAAAAUCAAUGAAAUACAAUUCAUUUUAAAAGAUAUAUACCUAAGGCCUAGGUGUCUCAUGAAUACCAGUUUUAUCUAUUUAAAAAAAAUACAUGCAACCUUAGUGACAAACCAAACUUAAGAGACAAAUUUAAAUUUUAAAUGAGUAUGUUUUUAAUACAGCGUGAUUAUAGGCAUUUAAAUUUUUUCUCUUUAGUUAAGUAACAUUGUACAGUAGCAUGAUAACCCAUCAUGCAAUGAACUUAUGAGGGCAGCAUGGAUGGUCAUGGCCAUUUAAAAUUAGAAUGUUUAACCUUAAGGUACCUCACUACACCCAGACUUAUACUUUUUAAGACACUACGUCACAAGAUGGCAAUUGAAAUGUUUUAUUAAACUGUUUAUAUCGUUCGAUUGGGUUGUAUAUCGUCGUAGCUCAGUGGCUAAAGUAUUAAGUUUCUGAACCGCAGAUCAUGAGUUCGAAUCUGCCUGGAGCUUUUGUUCAUGUUAACUGAAUUAAAUUUUUUAAAAUGUAAUUUUUCAUCAAAAAUUGCACAUUUUUUGCCUAUUUGACUUAAAUACUUCUUAUCCAUUAUGAUAUCUCUCAUAAUCAAGUAAUUUUUUGCUGAUUUGAGAAAAUAUUUCAAGGUUUAGUGAACCACCUUAAGAUCUUUAGAAGAAGAUCGAGCUCUAUUUAAAGAUACAGGAAAAUACUCAUUGACAAUUGAAAACUAAACUUCAUGGAUUUUUUUCUUUACUAAAUUAAACAAUAGUUAAUAGCUUAACAAUUCAUAUAUGAAAAUUGAAGUCACUAAGAUCUGGUGAGAAGCUUGUUGACCAUCCAGCCUCCUUAAAACUGACAUUGAUAAUUAGGUCUUAAAAUAGCGUUAAAAAAUAUGUUAACCCCAUCAUCCAAUCAUGCCAAAGUUUGAUAUUUAAUUUUUUUAGCAAGUAUGCAGUCUCUACUUGUAGAUUGAACUAUUAAAAAAAGCUUGGACUUUGGGAUAGGAUGCAACUACAGUAACUGUAGAUUCCUAUUCAAACGCAAGGAAUUAAUAUCCGCGUAAAAUCAAGAGUAGCGCCUAUUUUAAAAUCUCGCUUUUAUUUUUUGGACAUAUGUGAACUACAUGAAACUAUGAUAAAAAUUCUGCAUUCGUGAUUUUAUGUUCUCGCGAUUGGAUGGAAAAUGGCUCAAUUGCAGAAUUAAGUACUCACGUAAAAUAAGGAAUUUACAGUAUCUAUUUCUUGCAUCUUUUAAAGAUGCUAGUUUCAAGUGAAAUAUGCAUAGAUUGCAUAGUUUAAGCUCAAACGCCAGACAAAUCUUGCUGAUUUCAAAGAGCCAUGACUGAUUGGCCAGCAAUGAAAUAGACAGGUGAUACCUCACAUUGCUGUUUGAUGCAACAACCCAUAGUCCAAACUUUAAAAUGGCUCUAUCAGUUGCAAGGACAUAUACAUGAUAUUUAUUUCAGGAAUAUGGAAUCAUUCUUUGAGUGAUCAAAUCUAAUAUACCAGUAGCUGAAAAUGAUAGAUUUGAUAAUGCCCGACCAUAUUUGAUCACCUAAUAAUAUUCAAAGAAUGGUUCCUAAUAUUAAUAAUAUGUACAUAAUUUUCAGCAAUUUUGUGAUUAAAUAUAUAAAUAGUCAAUGAUGAGAUUUAUUAAACAAUACAUUACAAAAUUGAUUUGAAAUGUUAAUUAUCACAGACAAGGACACUGGAAAAUAUGAAUAUUUUUCAAUCAUUUUGAUCCCCCCAAAAUACUGUGUACGGACUGGCCUAGACAGAGUUUUCAGGCUUCCACUUCACUUUGUUUACAUUAUAGGAUUGACGUAAAAAUUUGACAACAUUACUGCAAAUAAAGAGUUUAAAUUGUUUAUAUAACUCUUAAAUUGUGGGUUUUUUAUUAUCAUUGCAUGAGUGACUUUCAAAUGUUUUCAGAUCUUGGGCGUCUUUAAGAUACACCAUUUUUUUAAAGAUAAACUUAAAUCACGUUUUUUUUGUUUGCUUGUACAUGAUGCUAAAAGUUAUAUCUUGUACUUUAAUCCACUAGAUAAAAGGUCAUAUCUCAUACAUUGACCGGAUCAAAAUGAGCAUAGUUCAAGUACACAUACAUGCAUGUAAAUGCAUAAUUUCAGUGUAAGAAACUCAUUUAGAAAUUGGUUGUGAUUAUUUCAUAGGAAAAGAAUGAAUUUGUUACAUGAAUGUAUGAAAAGCACGACUAAACAUAUGUAAUAAACAAUUGAAUAUGUAAGUGGUGUUUCACAAUGUUAAUUCCUUCUUUUAGUAAAAGCUAGUGCAAGUUAUAAAGAACUUGAGCUCAUACUUCAGCUUUGAGAAGAAAAUUGGGCAAUGUAAAAAAAAUAUAUAUACAUGAAAAUGUAAUGACAGCCUAUAAAUAGAAGUGAAGCUCAAUUUUUAAAAAAAUUGAAUAACAUGUGAUAGAAUUGUGUCAUAAAUGUCAAUUUUAGUAAAUUAAAGUUUAAAAGUUUACUGGGAUAUGAAUGGGUUGGUCACAUGAUCAAAUCCUGUGAAGCCUGAAGGGCCAACCAAGUUCAUAUCCCAGUGAACUUUUUAAUGCAUUGCAUGUUGUUUAUAACUUAUGUUUAUGCUUGAGAUAGGCAAAUUGUUCAGAUUUAUGAAUAUAUAAUCAUGUUUUAUGCUUAUUUAUUAAUAAUUUAAUGCAAAUGUCAAUUUAAACCAUAAGCCCAGGCGGUGAUCAUUUUGACAUUAAAAAUAUGAUCCUUUAACCCAUUAAAAAGUUUACGAAGAAAUAUAUAUGUUUAAUUUCUUAAAUGAACACAAAUUUAUAAAUCAACAUACACUUUUUUCAACUUCAAAAUAUUCAAUGAAAAAGAAUGCCCUUUUAGAAGAAAUAUGAGAAUGAGAAAUUUAACAUAUAUUGUUUUUUUCAUGAAUGCAAAGAAGACAUAUUUUAACAAUACAUUAAAGUUUUAAUUUAAUUUUUUUUUUACAGACAACAGGGGAGGUAUGUGCUGUGAAGUUGUUCCACGACCGUGUAUCCCAGCACUACGCUGCUGUACCACAUCGCGAAAUAGAGUUACUCCAGCGACUAAAGCAUCGGAACGUCAUCUCUAUAUAUAACAUCGAGAGAGAGGUAAGAAUCGGAACAUCAUCUCUAUAUAUAACAUCGAGAGAGAGGUAAGAAUCGGAACAUCAUCUCUGUAUAUAACAUCGUGAGAGAGGUAAGAAUCUGAACAUCAUCUCUAUAUAUAACAUCGAGAGAGAGAUGACGUCCAAGAACUUUGUUUUGGCGAUGGAGUACUGCGAUGGGGGCAGCCUGUAUUCCAUGUUAGACCAGCCCAAGUACUUCUAUGGCCUCCCCGAAGAAGAGUUCCUUAUCGUCCUCUAUGACAUCGCAUCAGGAAUGAAGUAUUUGAGGCAACAAGAUAUAAUACACAGAGAUAUUAAACCCGGAAACAUCAUGAGAAAAGUGGAUGAAAAUGGAAGAUCAAUCUACAAGCUGACAGACUUUGGUGCUGCUAGGAGAUUGGAGGAGGAGGAGACCUUUACAUCCAUCUAUGGGACAGAGGAGUACCUAGAUCCAAAUAUGUAUGAGCAUGCAGUAUUGCGGCGAGAGAGAAGCCAGGAUUUUGGAGCCGUUGUUGACCUGUGGAGUCUAGGGGUGACUAUCUACCACACUGCCACAGGGCACCUGCCAUUCCAGCCUUAUGGAGGAAGAAAAAAUACAGAAACAAUGUACAUGAUCACUACCCACAAGGCUUCAGGGGUGAUAUCGGGGGUACAGAAGACAGAGAACGGAGAGAUCGAGUGGAGGACAGACCUACCCCGCACUUGUCUACUCUCUCCAUUCCUGAAGUCCAUUGUGACCCCCAUCAUGGCAGGCCUGUUGGAGAGUAACACAAGCUUGCGCUGGACCUUUGAGAAGUUCUUUGGAACAGUGCAGUCAUUGAAGGAGAUGAGCACAAUCAAGCUGUUCAACUGCUCGACUGGCUCCAACAACAAAAUGUACAUCAACAAAAUGGACAGGUUUGCAAAGUGUCAGGAGCUGAUAGCCAAGGAGACUGAGAUAGCGGCCAGUGAACAACUGAUUCUGUAUCACAACCGGGAGAUCAGUGAAGUCAUCGACAUGACAGCAGAGAUCCAGAACUGGCCCAAAAAUGUGCUGCAUGGUCAGCUCUACCUGUUCCAGAGGGAGAGGCUGGACCAACAAAGACUGAACCAGCCGGAAAUACCACCAAUCCCUCAGUUCUUCAGCACUGACCCUGUAUCGUACGAGAAGGAUGCCUACGUGGCCCACAAGACGAGCGCCAUUGCUCACCUCACUGUAAGAUAUGUGACCUUGGCCAUUCAGGAACAGGAACUGAUGCAACUUGCGGAGAUUUCACUAAGAGAUUACAUUUUCCGCCUGACUAGUCACAUCAACAACACAAUUCCAGACAUGAAGAAGCUGCUGGAGGAACACAGUAAGAGACAGAACAUGUUCUACGGAAUCUACGCCUCAUUCAUAGGGUACCUCGAGGUCCUCCUACCACUGCUGAGGGAAAACCCGGACAUGGCGGCGGUUGUGAGGGACCGAUACGAGAGAAUACAGUUCAUAGUGUCUGACUGUAACCCCAGAGAGGUGCUCAAAAAGGCAGAAAAUCGCUCAGAGGAAUGCAAGGUCUACAUGGAGGUCCUGAUGAACAAGAUCUAUGAACAGGAGAAAGAGGCCAUCAGUCACUGUGUGGGCUGCUUAGAAGAAGAUAACUGCUCUCAGAAAGCUGAGCACCUGUGCAGCAAGAUCCAGGAGAUUUCUUCAGCCUUCUCUAAGGACAGGAAACAGAGGACGUUGUGUCCAGAGCUGGAGUAUGUCCAUGUGUCCGACAGGAUGAGGAUACAAGAUCUCUGUGUACAGUUGGUUUCUUUGUUACAAGGCCACUGUUUAAGGAAUCUAAUGAGAUCCUAUAGUGUAGUAGGAAAACAGAUUGGAUUACUCUUGAAGAAUGUCCAGAGAACAAAGAAAGUUGAGCAGAACAUUUCCUCGGUCAACGAUUGCCUGGAGAAACUCAGUAACCGCAUUGAUAAGAUGGAUAAGGAGUGUUUAUCUUUGGCUGAGCAGGCUAAGGAAGGGGUAAGGACACACAUCAAGAGAGGAUUCUCUCUCCCUGUCCCCCUACAAGUCCAGUUAAGGACCACGCCCUCCUCCCCUAACCGCCAAGAGGUACCCCCAAUGCUCAGAGACAGCGGUCUUGCAUCCAGUAUGGCCGCCAGUAGCACAGCAUCGACUAGCAGACUGGGAGAUGAAUUGACACAGAGGUUUACAAAGUUGAACACAGAAAGCUUUGAAGUUAAAGAGCAGGUGGAGAAAAACCAAAAAAGUGUGGAGGAAAAUGAUAGGAUGUUGAAGUUUGGUGUACAAGAGACACUGUCUCCUGACCUGUUUGCAGCAUCAGCUGACAGGGGUGGGGCAACAUGGGAAGGGGGCGCCAAUGGUUGACGAUUAAAAAAAACGGAGACCUGAGCACUGUUUCCCUGUAAUCAGUGAACUUGUUCAUACCACCACAGUAGCUUGCUGUUUGUUGUCAGUUCACUUAGAUAUUGAUCCCAGUUGGAAUGCACCCUAGAAAUCACAGAAAGACACUUUUACUACCUCCAUGAUUCAACACCUCACUAUCAUCAGUCAAAGAUCGGUUGGAGCAACUGAUGAGAAAUCUCUGACAGAAGUGGAGAGAUGUUUUUAAAAUAUAAAUGUGUUGGUGGGCUGCUUGCUUUAUAUUCCUAUGCCUUGUAACUUCAUGGUUUUAGUUGAUCAGAAAAUCAGCAAUGUGGAAAAUUAAGAAAUAAUGCUCCAAGAUUAGGAAGAUCUUAUUAUUUUCACCAAUUGUUUUACAUUUUUUAAGAUUAUUUUUUUAAAGAUAAAUUCCUUGAUAUUAAUUUUUGUAUUUUCCUAGUCAAUAGUUUGUGACUGUUAUUUUACAAACAAGUAUGGUACACUUAAUUUACUUGGAAAGUACAGGUUUAAUAUUGGAUCUGUGCUAUUAUUUGGUUGCAAAGUUACUAGGUGCAGUGUAAUGGACUCUAAUGGCUACCUUUCUACUGUGUAAAUGUAGUACAUGUACAGCCUUUCACUUGAUCUAUGUCUCCAGUAGAAAGAGAUAUUAAGAGGUGAACAUAACACUCAGACCUUUAAAAUGCAACAAGAUGGUGUAUCUGGUUAAUAGAGGAUAAAAAUGAAAAUAUAUAGUUGCUAAGUGAAAAUAAAAAUUUAAUGUUUAAAUUGAAUAUCUUAUAAAGAGAGGAAUAUGAGUUGAUCAGAUGUGUUUGUACAUGUAUUAUGAUUUUUUAAUACACAAACUCAGGAAAUGGGGAUAUGUUUUUACAAUUUUUGGGCAUUAAAACAACUUUGUUUGUUUCUCUGUAUAUUUUCUGUGUUUUUUUGUGGUGUUUGUUUUCAUUUGAAGUGCACUAAAUGAAGCCAAAAUAUCUUAAACAUUUUUGCAAUUCAUCCACCUAUCCAUACAUGUUAUUUAGAAUUUGAAAUUUCCCAAAUUUCAGUAGCAUGUGAAAAAGUAAAUGCAAGAUUUGGUAAUUGCACUGAUUAUUCUGAAAAGACUGAUCCCUAUUGAAUAUAAUUGAAGUGGGGUUGUCUUAUCUUUCAGUAAACAUUAUAUGAAUAUCAAGUUAUAAAAAUAUGCCAUCUUUGGAGUUUUCGAAGAAUAAUAUCCAAGAAAUAUUUUUACAUUUAGAUUGGGAAAUAAGAAGGAAAACAAUUUCUGUUGCACAAUAUCAGUAUUGUGUUUAAUAACCUUUUGUUAGGUUCAUAUUUAAGCUGUUUGUAUCGUAUAUGUUAUGGAUGGUGCUAUGGUGCCUGUGUUCAUCUUUCCCUACUAAUUUUUUUUAUACAUUUACAUUGAAAACUUGAUUAUAAAUAAUAAAUGUAUCUGUUAACUGUUUAA